Benincasa hispida (wax gourd) is the source of this 1805-nucleotide messenger RNA. RefSeq lists its product as uncharacterized. Gene Ontology annotation, biological process: regulation of DNA-templated transcription. The record is from RefSeq and is a predicted model, not a curated record. Gene Ontology annotation, molecular function: DNA binding. Lineage: Eukaryota; Viridiplantae; Streptophyta; Magnoliopsida; Cucurbitales; Cucurbitaceae.
AUUCACACAAAAUAAAUCUAUAAUCAUAUAACUAUAUAUAUAUACUCGAGAUAUUCAAGGGUAAUUAGGUCAUUGCCCAAAGUGCUUUGAUACCGCCAAAAUUAAUUUAUUCCCUUUCAAAAUGUUCGUCAUUGCCGCACUGAGCCUUUUCCCCGCUACUUUCGAUCUCCAUUGGCUAGUUUUACUCCGAUCAUCGAACCACAUAAAACUCACUACCACCAGAGAAGGCACCCUGACGGCGACGAUCAUAGACUCUCCGGAUUCUGUUUCUGCGGUAGGCGCAGCAGUAAUGUUGCGAGUCUCCGAUUUUUGGCUCCGUCUGGCAAUCGGAAUGUGGAGCCCUCAUCGCGGACUGCAACGUUCUGGAUAGUCCAUGGCCGCAGUUCCAGACGAACAUGUUGGCAAUGGAGCAAAUUUUAUCUGAACUGAAUGGUGAGGAGUUAAAUGAGCAGGGUUUGCCUCCAGGGUUCAGGUUCCAUCCAACUGAUGAGGAACUUAUCACAUUUUACUUGGCUUCAAAGGUGUUCAAAGGCAGCUUCUGCGGAGUGGAGAUUGCUGAGGUAGACCUCAAUCGAUGUGAGCCAUGGGAGCUUCCAGAUGUUGCCAAGAUGGGAGAAAGAGAAUGGUACUUCUACAGUUUACGGGACAGGAAAUACCCAACAGGGUUAAGAACAAAUAGGGCAACCGGAGCUGGUUACUGGAAAGCCACCGGAAAAGACAGGGAGGUUUACAGUGCAUCAAAUGGAUCCCUACUUGGGAUGAAGAAGACGCUUGUGUUCUACAAAGGCAGAGCUCCGCGUGGGGAGAAAACCAAGUGGGUGAUGCAUGAGUACCGCUUAGACGGCGAUUUCUCUUACCGCCAUGCCUGCAAGGAAGAAUGGGUUAUUUGCAGAAUAUUUCACAAGAACGGGGAGAAGAAAAAUCCACUGUUCCAGUGUCAGACUUAUCUUCUGGAGUCUGCAUUAUCAUCGUCCACCACCUCCAACUCAUUGCCUCCGUUGCUAGAGACGACCGCAACAACAACAACAACACUAGUAGAGUGUCAAUCUCAAUCUCAAGCCGCAAUGCAAUUGCAGGCUUUCCAAAACCCUUUUCAGAUUCAGCAGCCUCCCGAAAACGACCUGAAGAAGUUCAUUAGCUCAGUUGUGUCCCAAUCCAAUCUCAUUUCCUCGAGCGAGCAGCCUCACAAAUCCCCCAUCUCAAUCAACAACCCCAUUGCGAAUGCCAACAACAUGAUGUUGUAUGCUCCAUCGCCAUCCAUUCUCUUCAAGUCUCUCCUCUCACAUCAAGAUUCCACAGUACUACUAAAGCAGCAGCAGCAACAGUGUGAUCGUGAUCAUGUCUUUAAACAGUUCAACAAAGCAGCGGAGUCCAGCUUUACAACCCAUAAUUUCGAGCCCCCUGAGGCAGAAGCCAGCAACUCAAACUUCAUGGAUAUCAAGAAGAUCGUGAUGCAGCAGCCAGAUGCCCCUCCUUGUUCUUACCAUCAACAUCCCUUGUUUUUUGAAAUGGAAUGCAAUUCACCACCACCCUUGCCUGCCGACGUGUCUCUUCAUGACAUAUCAACUUCAAUCGCCUUUAACAGGCCUGCCUAUCACACUAUGUUAGAUCCUCAUAUCAACAUCCUCCAUGCCCAUGGAGAAUCUUGGCCUUUAGAUGCUUAAACAUCUUCUUUUGUAUUAUUAUUAUUAUUAUUAUUAUUAUUUUUUUUAACUUUUCGCCUACCUUUUUUUAGUACUCAAGUACGUGGUUGUAAACUAGUAUGUGUCUGUAGCGUAGCGUCCAAUCUAUAUCUGUAAUCUGUA